Molecule: messenger RNA, 2829 nt
Organism: Synchytrium microbalum
Lineage: Eukaryota; Fungi; Chytridiomycota; Chytridiomycetes; Synchytriales; Synchytriaceae
Exons: 13
Coding region: 1-2829 (942 amino acids)
Biological process (GO): transmembrane transport; lipid transport
Cellular component (GO): membrane; intracellular membrane-bounded organelle
Molecular function (GO): lipid carrier activity; ATP hydrolysis activity; ABC-type transporter activity
Source: RefSeq, a predicted model, not a curated record
AUGAACAACCUCAAUUACCCCAUAUUUAACGUCAGCGAUCCAAUUAUACCCAUAACACCACCUGGAUCACUUCCUGGAGUUACCUAUAACAUAUCCCACGUUAAUUGGGGUCUAGCUGGCAGCGCGCUGGGUCUCUCGAACGGUUUCAGUGGAGGUGGAACAGGAGCAUUAACAUCAAACACUCCUUGCGUGUAUUGGAUGACUCCCAAUUAUCCAAAAGCCGAACCUUAUGAACGAGCUCCUUCCCUGCAGUACUCUUUCUCCGACCACGAUUCCACGUUCUUAGCGCAGCCACAACCAGGCUGGCUACAACUCACCUCGAGUUUACUACGACCACUAUUCCAAAACCAGUUACGUCAAUUCUUCUGGUAUGCUUACGAUGCAACGGCCGUAAACCUAAGCGAUUUGGGAUCUCGACCUCAAGCAAACUUGACUUCAUCCCUUGCUGCGUUCGCUUUGGCAAACACUCCAUAUUUUAAACCUGCCAGUCAGAGUAACGGUUUAUUGGAUACAGUUGCACAAAGCUUCUGGGUGGAUGCCACGACGCAGUCGUCCGGAAAUUAUACGUUUAAUGGUUUCCAACCAGUGCCGUGGUAUACGCCAUUGGACAAUGUCCAAUCAGUAUCAGAUCUGGACGAUGCAUUUGCGACUGCUAUACGCAGUGUUAUUGCAAAUCUAUCCACGAUAGACAAGACAGUACUGUUUGAGUCUGCGCCAACAGACUCCGAAGUAACAGACUUCUUCGUAAAUGUUGCUAAGGCUAUCUCUGGGAUGCCCUAUGGAGCAUACCUCUUCUCUAAACUCGACCACGUAAACAAGCAAUAUAAAUAUGUCAUGCAAGUUGGGACAGAUUCUCGGCUGAUAAAGUCCAGUGGAUUCCCGAGCCGUGGUGAACGUCAAUUCGUUCAGCAGGCUCAAGUGGAUAGUGCUCUUUUGCGAAUGAGUAACAAGGCAGUUUUGGGCAACACCACAAUCACUCAAGGCAUUAGAAUGAUGCCUCAAUACAUUGAUACUGGUGUUAAUAUUCAGAUAUCGUCCUUCUUGGGAGGCAUUUUGUUUCCCUUUGGUGUGUCCUUCCUGCUCCCCAUAUAUGUGAUUACAUUAGUCAAAGAGAAGGAAGAUCGGAUUCAGAUCAUGAUGAGGAUGAAUGGAAUGAAAAUGACCACAUACUACCUGGCGCACUCGCUUCACUUCUUCAGUCUUCACAUUAUCUCUGCGGCAUUCUUUUAUCUGGCUGGAUAUUUUGGAGGAAUGCAGUUGUUUACUCGGACACAAUUCGUUGUUUUGUUAAUCGUCUUGAUUCUUUGGGGCCUCGUGCAAAUAUCGUUGGCCUUCCUAUUCGCGGCCAUUUUCUCAAAGGCCAGAACGGCGCUAGUUGUAACUUUCUUGGUAGUCCUCUGCAGUGUCGUUGUUUCACUGGCUACCAAUCAAUUAUGGUCGGGAAACGGAUCUGCACCUGCUGCAUAUAAUCUGUACCCACCAUUCGCCUUCUAUCGAGCCCUCUUCAGAUUGAAUUCCAGUGCCUGGCGAAUCAACCAGAUACCUUACAACCUCAGCUUGCUAAAAGGCAAGGAUGACGUGUAUACCGCCAUAAUCGCUAUGGUUCUUGAAAUCCCGGUAUACCUUCUCAUCGCCACAUACUUGACAUAUGUCCUUCCAAGUGAAUAUGGUAAUCGUAAACCUUGGUAUUUUCCAAUAAUUGGCCUUUUCUCGCUACUGCGAAGUAAAAAGGCCGAAGUCAGCAUCAAUGAAGUAUCCACAGUCAAGGACGUCGUUGUGGAUCCAGAAGAUAUGGAAGAUGAUGAUGUGAAGGCUGAACGUGACCGUGUCAAAGGUGGCAUUUUUUCACCUAAUGAUCCACUCGUCCUGAAAGGGAUGAGAAAAGUAUUCCCUGCUACGAAACGAGGAAAGGCUCCCAAAGUAGCUGUUAAAGAUGCUUGGUUGGCUUGUGAGGAGGGCAUCAUUCUUGCUCUGCUGGGGCCCAACGGAGCUGGAAAAUCCACUCUCUUCAAUAUCGUCACUGGAUUAUACGAAUCAAGCGGAGGAAAGGCGUAUGUAGCUGGUUACGAUGUGGAUACGCAGGAAGAGGAAGUGUAUCGUCGCAUUGGAAUAUGUCCUCAACACGACAUUUUGUGGGACGAUCUUAAUAGUAUAGAACAUCUAGUCUUUUAUGCUCGACUCAAGGGCAUACCCAAGUCAGAAGAGAUGGAAGCUGUAAAGAAUGCCAUUGCCCGAGUGGCUCUAACUGGUUUAGAACGUAGAUUGGCUAAAAGGUUGUCUGGAGGAGAGCGUCGUCGCUUAUGUAUCGCCAUCGCUCUAGUGGCAAAUCCAAAAGUCGUCUUCUUAGAUGAGCCUACUACUGGGUUGGAUGUUGAAGUUCGACGACUAGUGUGGUCGAUUAUACAGGAAUCUCGUGCAAACCGUACUAUCAUCCUUACUACACAUUCCAUGGAGGAAGCCGAUGUUUUGGCAGACAGGAUUGCUAUAUUAGCAAAAGGAACGCUGCGCUGUCUAGGUUCUGUUCCACGGCUCAAGCAACUGUAUGGUUCUGGAUUCCGAGUCUCAUUUACGGCUUUACAGCAGGACAUGCCACGAGCUCGAGCGUAUGUCGAGAGCAUUCUACCACCAGAAGGUUUUACGGUGGUGGAUGAGUUCGUUACGUCUAUGGUGUAUGAGUUCAAGUGUGCAAUGCUUUAUAUUGCCACGCUCUUUGAAAGUAUGGAAGCCAACAAGGAUGCUGUGGGUAUAGAGGAGUAUGGAAUUUCUCAAACGACUCUUGAAGAAGUCUUCCUGUCCAUAGUGCGUAAUGAUGAUGCUGAAGCCUCGUAA